AUGAAAAGGUCGAAAGCAAUAACUUUAAGAAUUAAAAAUACACAAGGUCAAACUAUAGUUGGAGUACUUGAAAGAAAAUUUGAUGAAAUUAAUCGAAACAAACUUGGAAUUAUUUGUCAUGGAAUUUUAGUAAAGUUAGCCAAAGUGCUACCAUUUGAUACAUUUCGAUUAGAUUUUCGUGGAAAUGGAGAAAGUGAUGGAGUACCCAAAUUUUCAAAUAUUGAAGAAGACGCAGAAGAUAUAAUUACAGUUUACAAAUACUUGGAAAAAGUAUAUGGUUAUUCAUUAUAUACAUUAAUAGGACAUUCAAGGGGAGCACUAGCAGCGUUAUAUUAUGCAUCAACCAUAAAUUUAAAUAUUCCAUAUUUGGUGCUAAUAUCAGGACGUUUUAGGAUGCAAAGUUUAAUCCAACGAUUUAAUAAUGAACAGUUGAGAGAUUUGGAGAAAAAAGGAUGGACUAACUGGACUUCAAUAAAAAAUGGUAAAGGUUUUGCAAUGAAAAUUACCAAAAAAGAAUUUGAUCAUUGGAUGAAUUGGGAUACUACUACUCUUGGCAAGUAA
Entrophospora sp. SA101 is the source of this 561-nucleotide messenger RNA. The record is from the annotation of a GenBank genome assembly. Lineage: Eukaryota; Fungi; Glomeromycota; Glomeromycetes; Entrophosporales; Entrophosporaceae.